This is a messenger RNA of Anopheles stephensi (Asian malaria mosquito), 987 nucleotides long. RefSeq names its product ATP synthase mitochondrial F1 complex assembly factor 1. The coding region runs from base 82 to 930 and encodes 282 amino acids. Gene Ontology annotation, cellular component: mitochondrion. The record is from RefSeq and is a predicted model, not a curated record. Gene Ontology annotation, biological process: mitochondrial proton-transporting ATP synthase complex assembly. NCBI's taxonomy places the organism in Eukaryota, Metazoa, Arthropoda, Insecta, Diptera, Culicidae. The transcript has 2 exons.
AGUGGAACAUCGUGUGAAUUUUAUGCUAUCAACAAUUGUUUUGAUUCGGUAACGAUUUACGCAAAGUUCAGAUUUCCAUUCAUGGCUGCAAUAGCGUUUGUGCGCCGUUCUAUUGUAAAUUCUCACAAAUUUGCAGCUACACGAAGCAUCCAAAUGUCCGCUGCCCGUCAACGAUCGGAGAAGGUGCUGGAGGAGAUGAAGGAGAAAAAUCCGUACUUUGAAAAGUAUGCGAACAAAAUAGCGGCCGUGCAGCAAAGCUCGCCGGAAGAAUUUCUGUCCCGGCUCGACAGCGUUGAGAAAGAGAAGCAAAAGCCGAAAUUUGGCCCUUCCAAGGUAGAGCGCGACUAUUCGGAGCUUCUCAAACCGAAAGCUCCGCUAGGAACGGAAGCGACGAGAGAUGGGUCGCAUCGCAAGCUCAGCGAUAUUAUGCGCCUGGAGCUGGUCGAAGACAAAUCUGCCGAUGAUAUCAAGCACCUUUGGUUGGAGUAUCACAAAGACAAGGAUGUCAUAACGGCGGCAAUUCCGGUGAAUCAGUACAACCUGAUGAUGGCUCGCGCUAAGCUAUACCCCGUGUUUAUCCUUCCGAUACCCCGGAGCCAAGGGUACGAGUUUAUAAUGCUUCAAUUCGCGGCGAAUACGGUGCAUUUCACCCCGCUGCUGAACUACCAGGUUCACAAAGAAAAUGCGCCGGAAUGCUUAAACAUUACCAUGUUCACCGAAUGUUCGGACAAAGGCAUUGUGCUCAUGCGAGGGGAAUAUGAUACGAAAGUGCUGAACGCGCAGGAAGCACAGUGCUUGGCCAAUCAAGUACAGCUAUACUAUAGUCAGAACAAUGAGUCGAAACUACAACUGCUGGACACGUUUACCCAGAACCCAGACAAGUUUAAGCACAUGGAUAUCAUUGACGAGCUAAAUAAUUUGAAAAUUUAAGUCAUCCACCAAUAAAGGAGGUUCUUUAGUGUGCAAUGUUGCUUCAAAACAACGCUU